AUGGAUGUUCUCAAGUCUGACAAGGAAUCCGCGACACUGCUUGACAAGCCACUGGAUCAAAAAGAAGCGGUUGGCUUAAGCCGAUCCCUUGACGGGCAGGUUGGUCUCCAGCCGCCAAAAACCAAUAAUAUUCAUCCCUUGUACCAGCUUGCAAGAACACAGGUCCCUUCCCAACUAGACCUGGGCAUGAACAGAACAUACUCCUCAUUUGGAUCCGAAGGAAGCUUGCUGGAAUCAUCGAGACGAAGAAACGGUUCUUCAUUUAGUUUCCAGUCCAACGACAGUUUUCGAAACAGUGUUUUAUCGUCUCCCGAGAAACCAAGCUCCAGCACCAUGAAAACCAGCUACGUUGUAAUUAAUGGAUUUCCGUUUCCGCUGGAGAUCGUGUUCCCCAAGAAGAUCUCGCCGAAAGCUCGUCUGAAGGUGCUGAAAAAAGAAGAGGAUAGCGUUUGCGUUUCCAGACCUGCUACGCAGCCGCUUCCUUCCAAGAAGUCGAGUCCUCUACUUCAAAGUAAAAGCAAGUCGCUUCUUGCUAUUCCCGAGAUCACUGUGGUGGACAAGAAGAUGGACUCAGAGCUCGAACCGCAGCUGAUCUUUGACGAUUUCCGACAUGGUCGGUACGAGCCGAUGGCACAAACGGAGGCCUGUGACGACGAUGACGACAUUUCGUUAUAUUCCAGCAUCAAGAGACUGUUGUACGACUCUUUGGAAGAGCUGGAAACAAAGCAGGUGCCUAUAGCGUCGUCCUGUGUGAGCGAAGACCUUUCCGCGAAAGCAACGAGCUCGGCAAACAAGUCUGGGGCCAAACGCGAACCACUGUUCUACAUUGCUGGCUACCAAGAGGCCGCCAGAAUCAUCAAGUCUUCCGAUACCUUGCUAGAGGAGAAAGAAAACCAGGGCAACGUUCUGCCAGAGAAACUAAAGGUUAUCAGCUGUUCCCCGUCAUUGUUGGAUGAACUGUGUCCUCAAGACAACGAUCAUCCGUCUCCGUCACUACAAAUGCUGAUGAGUCUAAAUAUGCUUGGCGAUGAUUUAUUUAUGCGUGAUUGUCUGGUCUAG
Molecule: messenger RNA, 1059 nt
Organism: Ogataea philodendri
Lineage: Eukaryota; Fungi; Ascomycota; Pichiomycetes; Pichiales; Pichiaceae
Exons: 1
Coding region: 1-1059 (352 amino acids)
Source: RefSeq, a predicted model, not a curated record